UGGAAAAUGCUGCCCACCACUUACGGAUCAUCAGCUGUGACGUGUACAGGCAGGGUCAGGGUGAAGCAGAAGCAGGCCCAUCCCAUGCGCCGCCGCCUCCGAGUACGUCUCCGAUCCAGCACUUGCCUGGAAACUCCGGCGGCGAGCCCAGCUCACACACACAACACAGCCCCCGACCGCCGGCCGCGCCGAUAUUGACAUGCGGCAUGAUGAGAUGUACCUAGUAUAUAUAAAGUCAUUGACUGACAGCCUCACACAUACAACGUACCGUUGCCUCUUCCGAUCCUCCUCAACCAAUGGCCGCCGCGCCACUGCCACCGGACGACUUGUUUCUCGUCCAUCCCGACCCACCAUCUCCCUCCGUCUUCCUCGACCUCCCGCCGGCGCCGCCCAACGACGACGACGACAUGGUGCUCCCGUACAUCUCGCACUUGCUCAUGGAGGAGGAGGACGCCCACGCUGAGAGCUUCUUCUACCAGUACCCCGACCACCCCGCGCUGCUCCACGCACAGCAGCCCUUCGCCGACAUCCUAGCCGACGUCUCCUCUGCUAGUGCUAGUGCUACCACCUCGCCAUCUGACGACUCUGACCAUUCGCCCACCGGCAACGGCAGGGAUGCAAAUGCAGCAGACAUGGCCACCUCCGCCUUCCUCAAGGGUAUGCAGGAGGCCACCAACUUGUUGCCAUCAGUAUUGUCAACCAACAACUCCACUCUGCUCCUCAACCACGCCUGCAAGAACAGCCACGCUGCUGCCAGGGACGACGACGGCGACCCGGACCCAGAGUCGCGCAGGGCCGCCAAACUCAUGCUGCCGGCCGAGCCGGCGGACGAAGCCGACGCUCGCCGGAUGUUCGACCAACUGAUGAUCCACGAGCGCGACGACAUCUGCAUCAAGAUGAAGGGCGUGCCGCAGCACCAGCAGCAGGGCCAGGGCGUAGACGACGACAAUCCCACGCAGCGCCGGCGACGCCUGCGGAGGCGCCGCAGCACCAGCACUACAUCCACUGACACGGUGGUGGACCUGCACGCGCUGCUGCUCCGGUGCGCGCAGGCCGUGGCCACGGACGACCGCGCGGCCGCGCAGGACCUCCUGGCGCACAUCCGGCGCCACUCCUCGGCCACGGGCGACGCCGCGCAGAGGAUGGCGCACUGCUUCGCUGAGGGCCUGGAGGCGCGCCUCGCCGGCACGGGCAGCCGCCUCUACCGCUCGCUCAUGCUCCGCCGCACCUCCGUCGCCGACUUCCUCAGGGCCUACCGCCUCUACAUGGCCGCCUGCUGCUGUAAGAAAGUGGCGUUCACCUUCUCCAACAAGACCAUCCACGACGCCGUUGCCGUUGCCGGCGGCGCCAGCAGCCGCAGGCGCCGGCGCCUGCACAUCGUCGAUUACGGCCUCGGCUACGGCUUCCAGUGGCCCGGACUGCUGCGCAGCCUCGCGGUAAUGGAGGGCGGUCCGCCAGAGCUAGUCAGGAUCACCGGCAUUGACCUGCCGCAGCCUGGCUUCCGGCCGGCGCGCCAGAUCGAGGACACCGGCCGCCGCCUCAGCGAUUGCGCGCGCCAGCUCGGCGUGCCGUUCGCGUUCCGAGGGAUCGCGGCGAAGCGAGAGGACGUGUCUCCCGAGGACCUGCACAUCGAUCCAGCUGCCGAGGUGCUCGUCGUGAUCAGCCUCUGUCAUUUCAGGCUGCUGGCGGACGAGAUCGACAUCAUCAGCGGCGCCGCCGUCGCCGGGCCUGGGCGCCGCCGUCGUCCCAGCCCCAGGGACGAGGUGCUCGGCAACAUCCGUCGGAUGCGGCCCGACGUGUUCAUCCACGGCGUCGUCAGCGGCGGCUACGGCACCACCUACUUCCCGACGCGGUUCAGGGAGGCGAUGUUUUACUACUCGGCGCAGUUCGACCUGCUGGACGCCACCGUGCCACGAGACAGCCCGGAGAGGCUGCUGCUGGAGAGGGACAUCUUCGGCCGCGCCGCCAUGAACGUCGUCGCGUGCGAGGGCACGGAUCGCGUGGAGCGCCCCGAGACGUACCGGCAGUGGCAGGUGCGGAACCAGCGCGCGGGGCUCAGGCAGCUGCCGCUGGAGCCUCACGUCGUCAAGGUGGUGAUGGACAAGGUGAAGGACAACUACCAUAGGGACUUCGUCGUCGACGAGGAUCAGCGAUGGCUGCUGCACAGGUGGAAAGGCCGUGUUCUCUAUGGCCUCUCCACAUGGGUUGCAUGCUGAACGCUCAUCGAUGAACGAACGAUGAUGCAUGCUACCUCAACGUACAACAUUUAGGGAAUGUUUGGUUGAGAUUGUUAAAGUUCAACGUAUUGUAGCAUUUUCGUUUUAUUUUAGCAAUUAGUGUUCGAUCAUGAACUAAUUAGGCUCAAAAGAUUCAUCUCGCACAUUAGUUUCUAGCUGUAUUUUUAGUUUUGCAAAUAGUCUAUAUUUAGUACUUCAUGCAUGUGUCCAAACAUUUGAUGUGAUGACCAGUAAACUUUACUGCACUCAACCAAACAGGCCCUUAAUUAAGUUA
Sorghum bicolor (sorghum) is the source of this 2511-nucleotide messenger RNA. Its product is annotated as scarecrow-like protein 9. Gene Ontology annotation, cellular component: nucleus. Gene Ontology annotation, biological process: regulation of DNA-templated transcription. Gene Ontology annotation, molecular function: DNA-binding transcription factor activity; sequence-specific DNA binding. The record is from RefSeq and is a predicted model, not a curated record. Bases 297 to 2216 code for a protein of 639 amino acids. NCBI's taxonomy places the organism in Eukaryota, Viridiplantae, Streptophyta, Magnoliopsida, Poales, Poaceae. The transcript has a single exon.